Messenger RNA from Lycium barbarum (goji berry), 873 nucleotides. RefSeq lists its product as uncharacterized. The transcript has 2 exons. NCBI's taxonomy places the organism in Eukaryota, Viridiplantae, Streptophyta, Magnoliopsida, Solanales, Solanaceae. The record is from RefSeq and is a predicted model, not a curated record. Bases 1 to 873 code for a protein of 290 amino acids.
AUGAGUUUGGUUAGCUCGGUUUUUGAUGGAAAUGGAUAUGGAGGAUGGAAGAGGGGAAUACUCAUUGCUUUAUCUGCCAAAAAUAAGGUCGGAUUUAUUGAUAAUUCUAUAUCUCAACCUUCUGUCACUUCUGAUGACUUCAAGGGAUGGUCUAGAUGCAAUGACAUGGUAAUUUCUUGGCUAUUGUACUCUUUAUCUAGAGAGAUUGCUGAAAGUGUCAUUUACUCUAAAACUGCAAAAGAGAUCUGGACUGAGCUUGAGGAGAGAUUUGGCCAAACUAAUGGACCUCAGCUUUAUCAACUGCAGAAAAAGGUAGGUGAGUUAGUUCAAGCAAACUCAGGUAUUGCUGGAUAUUACACUAAGCUGAAAAGACUCUGGGAUGAGCUAGAUAGUUUAGACAUCACUCAGCACUGCUCUUCCUACUCCAGUGCUAGGAGCAGUCUGUUACUCUUAUCACCUCCGCAUUCAGUCAAUCAUGCAUACUCACUACUCAUAAGGGAUGAAAAACAGAAGGAAGUUCAGGUCUCUCAUCAACCAGCAAAAAGUGCAUUUUUGGCUAGCAAACAAUUUCAUCAUGGUCAGUCCUCAUAUGGAGGACAAAGCUAUAACCAGAAGUUUAGACAGGAUAGAAGGUUUAUCUCAGAGGGAAAGAAGCUUGGAAGUGGGUUGUUUUGCACUGAUUGCAAGAAAACAAACCACAAUGUUGGAAGGUGCUACAGGAUUAUUGGAUUCCCUGCUGAUUUUAAGUUUACCAAAUCUAAGAAAUACUCAGGGGAAGCUAAGAGUAAUGCUGUUUAUCCAAUUAUUGAGAAUCAACCUCCUGAUCAGGGUGAACAACCUAUGACACAGAAUCAGUACCACACUCUCUAUUAG